Molecule: messenger RNA, 2726 nt
Organism: Pelodiscus sinensis (Chinese soft-shelled turtle)
Lineage: Eukaryota; Metazoa; Chordata; Testudines; Trionychidae
Gene: SLC25A21
Product: solute carrier family 25 member 21
Biological process (GO): transmembrane transport
Source: RefSeq, a predicted model, not a curated record
AGAGAGGAAGAGUGCUCAGGAGAGAAGACUUGAAAAUCCCGUCUUAUGACGGGCUAAUUGGCUAGCUAUAGAAGCGUAAUAAGAAUGUUGGAACUGCUGGAGGGAGGGUUAUAAUAGAGUUGCCCAACCUCCAGGAUUGUCCUGGAGUCUCCAGGAAUUUAAAAUAAAUCUUUCAUUAAAGAUUAGUGGUGUGACAAAACCUCCAGAAAUAUGGCCAACCAAAACUGGCAACUCUAGGAGUCAGCUGGAGGAGAAAGGAGAUGGGGUAGCCAGAUGAGGGUCUAGGAGAGCAGAGUGUUGUGCUAGUAGACUGGGGGCAGCCAGGGAGUCAGGGAUCUGAGGGUACUGCUGAGGCCAGUAAGGGGAUUGUGGGCAUAGUGGUGGUGGGCCAGGGAAUAGGGAGGAAGAGCAGGGGUACUGGCUGAGUUGAUGAGGUUUGAGGGGUUGAAUGCAGCCUAGGCGCCUUCUGUUCUUUCUCCCACUCACUACUAGGAUGCUCCUACUACCACUCUUGGGGCUCCUGCCUAUGCCUCUUGCCUCAGAGGUUCUCCCUUUCCACCCUCCCAACUUGCUUCCUCUCGGGCAAAGCAAGAGGCGACCUGCCCUUUGGGGCAGCACAGCGGCUCUAGGCCCAUAGCCUGCCUGCCCCUCCCCCGGUAUAAAGGUUGCUGACAGUGAAGGGAGCGCACGCAACAGGCAGGUCCUUGCACGUGCAGCUGGGCGCCUUCGCUCUCACGCCCUCUGCCUCUUCCUCCUCCCGCCGAGCCCAGUCCCAGAGCCGAGGGGCCCUUGCGCUUCCCUCUGCCACCCGCUGCCAGGGGCUGGUCUCCGACACUCCCACACCCCCACCGCCUCGGCCUCUUUCCCCGCACCCGGGCUGCCGCUGCCUCUGCCCCCAAGCUGCGGCAGCCGCCGGAGACUUCGGCCCCGGCCGCUCUGUCGCGUUCUCAGCGCAGGGGACGAUGUCCAGGAUGGGCGGCUUUUUGCAGGAGGCGUCUCACCAGAUCGCGGCCGGCGGCUCAGCGGAAUGCCACCCACACCUGUGGAGAUAAUAAAUUACACACAACAUAUUCUUUAUUUUGAAGUAUAUGUUGUGAAGUCAAUAACUGAGUGGAUCCAUGGGAGAAAAAUUAUUUUAAAAGAUGAACUGUGAAAUGCCCUGGAUAUGAGAGACCAGAUUCUGGCACUAAAAAGUCUUGUAGAAAUUUGCCUGAUGCACCCUCUUGAUGUAGUGAAAACCAGGUUCCAAAUUCAAAGAGGGAAAACUGAUCCAACGAGUUACAAGAGCUUGGGGGACAGUUUUAGGACUAUUUUCCGGACCGAAGGAUUGCUUGGUUUCUACAAAGGCAUACUGCCUCCUAUCAUGGCUGAAACACCCAAAAGGGCAGUAAAGUUUUUCACCUUUGAACAAUAUAAGAAGUUACUAGGGCUUGCUUCACUGUCACCAGGACUGACAUUUGCAGUUGCUGGCUUGGGAUCUGGAUUAACAGAAGCGGUUGUGGUUAACCCAUUUGAAGUAGUGAAGGUUAGCUUACAGGCAAAUCGGAAUGCUUUUUCUGAGCAACCAUCAACCUUUGUCCAAGCACGGCGAAUCAUUGCAAGAGAUGGCUUGGGAUUCCGUGGGCUCAACAAAGGCCUCACUGCAACGUUGGGCCGCCAUGGUGUUUUUAAUAUGAUUUACUUUGGAUUCUACUUCAACGUCAAAAAUAUUAUUCCAGUCAAUGAGGAUCCAACUUUGGAGUUUCUGAGAAAAUUUGGAAUUGGGCUAGUCUCAGGGACAAUAGCCUCAAUUAUUAAUAUCCCUUUUGAUGUUGCAAAAAGUCGGAUUCAAGGGCCACAGCCAGUUCCUGGAGAGAUCAAGUAUAGAACCUGUUUUAAAACUAUGGCUACGGUCUAUAAAGAAGAAGGUUUUCUGGCUUUGUACAAAGGGUUUGUUCCCAAGAUCAUGAGACUUGGCCCAGGUGGUGCAGUGAUGCUUUUAGUUUAUGAAUAUGCUUAUGCGUGGCUUCAGGAGAACUGGUAAUCGGAAGUACUGCUUCUAAAAGAAUAUACUGUUUCAAAUGAUGACCCUGAUUAAGUGUGUUGUGAUGUGAAGGACAUAAAUAAGUAAAGUAAAAUAUGAGGGGCGCUCAUGCUACAGAUCUUUUUAUAUGAAUGGGAAUUGAAGAUAUGCAUCAGUUUGCAGGAUUGGGCACUAUGGCCCUGAUCCAGCAUUGAACGUAGGCACUGGCUUAGCUUUAAACACCAAUAUGCUUAUUUACAUUGCUGGAUCAGGACUCUAAAGAUCAAGAAAAAAUAUAAAGGUAACACAGGAAUAAGUUAAUUUGUCAAGAACAAAACUCAGUGUAGUGAGCAAUUAAUUAUGUCACUUAGUCAAUACAUCAGUUAUGUAACUAGUGAUUGUUAAAAUGUCAGGUGACAUUUCUUCAGCAAGAGAAGUGCCUUAAUCAUGCAGGACCAGCUCUUACACUGGUGUAAAUUGUCAUGGCUCCAUUGACUUUCAGAAUGAGGAUGCUUUACAAAUCCAAAGUAAAUCCUGGGUCUUGUCAUACAGUUCUAACACAGUACGGGAGUGAUGCUUGGAAAGGGAUACCAAGAUUGCCUCCAUACAUCAAAUAAUAUCCUCCUGUCAAACAUUCAGUUACACAUUGGGGGCUGUGUCUAGACUGGCAAGUUUUUCCGCAAAAGCACAUGCUUUUGCAGAAAAACUUGCCAGCUGUCUACAA